UCAUUUUUAAAUAUAUAUUAAAUAAUAUAAAUACUUUUAAGAGACGACUGUUGUUGUGUCUAUGCAACAUCAUGGAUCAUGAAUAACGGUACAUGGCAAAGUGUGUUAUGUGCACGUAGAAUCAUGGAACGCAGUGGAAAUGAAACAACGGCAUAAUCAAGACGACGGGGUUACCAAACAAAUGAUUGAGAAAAUGUUGUCAGAUAUUGAAGAAAAUGCAUCGUUUUCUUAACAUACAACAAAAUAUUAAAUUACGCAACUAUCAUCAGUUACUUUUAUAUUUUGUUGCCACUGCCGCCACAGCUGAGGAAGAGGGAAGAAGAAGAAGAGGAAGAAGUGUCAUUGGCGGCGGUAAUAGCACCAAUAGCGGAGCCAGAAGAAGACGAACCGGAAGAGGUGACAAGGUGGACAAGAAAAGAAAGCAGUUCAGCAAUAGAACGCAACGCAACGUAACGUAACGUAAAGCGAAAACAAUACGAAAAGAGAAAGUCGAGAAAGGAGAGAAAACAAGGGAAGAAAGAAGACGUCGACGAGGAUAUAUUUGAAGAUUCUUAUUAGCCCAAUAUAUUAUACAUUAAACCCAACGCUGCCACUGUUCCUAAGACAAAAACCACAACGUAACCAAUAACGUAAUUGUAGCUGUAACGUAACGUAACAUAACAACAAACCUAAUACCACAUAAACACACACACACACACACUACACCAAACCAAACACUGACUGCUCCUAUGCCAAUUUUAUGUUCGAUUAUUGUCAUUUGAUCAUUUGAACUCCCCAUCAAUCAAUCAAUCAACCGAGCAAUCGCCGCUUCCGUUCGAUCUCCCCGAUGCUCCAAACGUUUGGAUAUUAAGCACUACGAAUAAUUACGGAACAUUAUAAGAAUCCAACUCACUCCACUCCCGCGCACACACACACCACCCACAGGACGAACGGGCGAUCGAUCCUGCCGCGCCAACCAACAACCUUUAAAUCUUUGCCAAAAACACUGGCAAAGUUUUACAAAAUAUGGCAACACCCCAAGUCAAGGACUUGGUGUUGCGUUCGCCCGCUGGCUCUUCGGAUGUCAUCACAUUUGCUUGGCCCCUGCAAGUUGGACAUGGACAGGAUAAGCAUGACAACGGCUUCGAUAUUAUCGAUACAAUCAAAUUCGUUUGCGAUGAGCUGCCAUCAAUAUCAUCCGCAUUCGAGGAGAUUAAUCUCCAUCAAAUUGACACUGCCUGCUACAAGACUAUGACAAAUCUUGUCGAUCGUUUUAAUAAAGCUGUCGACAGUAUUGUUGCAUUGGAAAAAGGAACUUCACUGCCCGCCGAGCGCUUGAAUAAGUUCGCUCAUCCUAGCCUUUUAAGACAUAUAUUGCAAUUAGUUUACAAUGCUGCCGUUUUGGAGCCCGAUAAGCUCAAUCAGUAUGAGCCAUUUUCACCCGAAGUCUAUGGCGAGACAUCGUAUGAGUUGGUACAACAAAUGCUCAAACAUGUCACAGUCAGCAAAGAGGAUACGUUCAUUGAUCUCGGUUCCGGUGUGGGACAAGUUGUACUUCAAAUGGCCGGAUCGUUUCCCCUUAAAACCUGCAUUGGCAUCGAAAAGGCCGAUACGCCGGCCCGUUAUGCCGAGCGUAUGGAUUUGUUUUUUCGCCAAUAUAUGGGUUGGUUUGGCAAACGAUUUUGUGAAUACAAAUUGAUUAAAGGUGACUUUCUUGUCGAUGAGCAUCGAGAGAAGAUAACCUCAUCCACAUUGGUGUUUGUGAAUAAUUUUGCCUUUGGACCAACGGUGGAUCAUCAGUUGAAGGAGCGUUUUGCCGAUUUACGUGAUGGCGCUCGUGUUGUAUCCUCAAAAUCAUUUUGCCCAUUGAAUUUUCGCAUUACGGAUAGAAAUCUAAGUGAUAUUGGCACUAUAAUGCAUGUUAGCGAAAUACCACCAUUGAAGGGUUCCGUAUCCUGGACAUGUAAACCUGUAUCGUAUUAUCUGCAUGUGAUUGAUCGUACUAAAUUAGAGCAAUACUUUCAACGUCUGAAAACCAAAGGGGGUGACCAUGAUCACGUGGGUACCGUGCGCACUACACGGGAUCGUGCCAAGCGUGAGGCCAAUAUUGGUUCAGGAUCUGCUGGAAGCCAUCACAAUAAUAAUCACAAUAAUAACCACAAUAACAAUAACAAUAACCAUCAGCAGAGAGGAGCAGAACGAGAACAGUCGAAUGGUGGAACUUCAUCGCGUCAUCAAUCACAAUCACCGGCUAAUGUGAAUGCUAGUGGUGCCAUGGGCAGUGGUUUAAGCAGCGGAACAGGAGGAGGAAGUGGUGGUAAUAAUGGUGGAGUUGCCUCUAAGACAACCCGCCAGCAAGCCCAGCAGCAGCAACAACAACAACAGCAGCAACAACGAAGUCUUGACAUGGACAGCACAUCGGAUAGUGAUGGCGAUGCCACAACUGGAAAUGGCGGUAAUACCACCACAACCACCAACACCACAUCCACCUCAAAUGGUGGUGGACCCAUGACACGAAAAGUAUGGUCCGAUUGGUGCAGCUCCAAAGGCAAAUCAUCUCAAUCCGAUGAGGAGGAGAAUAACAAUACAAAUGGAGGUGGCAGUGCAACCGCCAGUGGUCGUCAGUCGCGAGCCACCACAAACACCACGAUACAGAAGAAGCGUAAAAAGCUAACACGCAAAGCAGCCAUUGCCAGUAAAUCAGCGGCUGCUGCCCAACGGGCUACUGCCGAGGCAGCGGCUGUUGCUGCUGCAGCAGCUACCAGCAAGGAUUCCAGCUCUAAGGAGGAUCAACCACCGAGAGCGGCAAGCACCGGUCCGGGCAUUGGUGGCGGGCGCAAGGGUCGCUUAAAGAAGGGCGCCCGCGGUCGCAAGUGUCUGAAAAUAGCCGGCUUGGAUGUUUUGCAUAAGCAGACGGUUCUUAGCACUACGGGAGAUGCCAAUGCAAAGAAAUUGCCCGCAGCUCCUGGCACUGUGGAUCAGCAAUUGACGUCACUGCUCACCGAAAAUAUGGAUCACAAUGAGCUGGAUAUACCGCUGGCGCCACAGCAUACCCCGUAUGCCUUGCAAAUUCUGCUUGAUGUCUUCCGAUCUCAAUACAUGUCUAUGAUUGAGCACAUGAAAUCGAGUGCCUAUCUGCCGCAGGUGCAGAAACAAAUCGCCCAAGAGCAAGAGCGCAUGGCCAGGCUAAAGAACCGUGCCAGUCAGUUGGACAAACAGAUCAAGGUGCUCAUCGAUGACAGUGUGGCAUUGCUUAAGAUACGCAUGAAUGAAUUGGGCAUCAGUGUGAACUCCCCCAACGAUCUGAUUGCCCAGGCCAAGGAGAUUGUGGGUCGGCAUAAGGAUCUACAGCAUACGGUUAGCAAAAUGCGCAAUGAGGUGACCUUCUAUGAGGGAGAACAGAAGCUGAUGCUUAGUAAACAAUUGAAACAUUUGCCCGAGUAUCAGAAAUUAUUUGGUAACUCAUUGAAUGGCAAAGUGAAGAUGGAAAUGCCGCAAGAGCUGUCGGAGACAACAGCCCAAGAGCUUGUGUUGAAGGAAAUAGCCAAUACGUUGAGUCAGCGCAAGAAAUUGUAUGCUCAAGUCUCAACAAUAGAGCAAGAGACAUCGGUUCUGCAAAAGACAGCGGAGGAGAGGACCACAGCGGCUGCCCUGUUGGCUCAAGGUACAAACAUUAGCCUGGCAGCCAGCAGCAGCAGCAAUAGUGGAUCUACAAAUAAUCCAGCACCCCCUCCACCACCUCUGCCACCAGCAUCAUCAUCAUCUUCAUCAGUCGCAGUCGCAGCAACAUCUUUAGCAGCAGCAGCACCAUCAGCUUCUUCUCUUUCCGUGUCCGUGCCAAAUUGUAAGAUGACAACCACGACAAAUAGUAGUAGCACAACCAAUAAUCAUGUGAAAAGUGCCCGACGUAGUCGUGAGCAUCGUGCUCGCUCCCAGGAAUGGCCUGAAGUGCCCGAAGUUGGUAAGAUUCAAGAGAGCAAUCCAGAGGUUCUUGCACAGAAAAUUGUCGAGACAUGCCGUCAAAUUGAGGCUGGUCAUUAUCAAGUGAAUGGUAAGAAUAAGACCAAUGCUGAAAUGAAUCAACAAACUCCUCCACCGCCACCAGCAACUACCACAUCAACGGCAGCAGUGAAAUCCAUGUAUAAGGAUAGCACUCUGAUGCCAGCACCUAAGCAACAGCAGCAGCAGCAACAACAGCAGCAAAUGCAAUUGCUUUCUUCUAUAUUGCCAAAAUGUGAGUUACCUGGUCUGUUAUCAUCCUCCAUUCUGAACUCCGCCUCCUCAUCAUCAUCGUCAUCAUCUUCGUCCAUUAUGGGACGCAGUGCCGUUAGCAGCAUUAAACAAGAAUCACCAAAAGUGGCCAAUUUUGAGGAUCGUUUGAAGAGCAUCAUUACGACAGCCUUGAAUGAAGAUCAAGAGCAGCGUAGCAAGGCAUCAACAACAGCCAUGGAUUCUCUGCCACCGCCAACACCCACACAAAGUCCAGCUCCAAAGCGUAGCAAGCCACAGCAGCAGCACCACCACCACCACCACAACAACAACCACCACCAACAGCAGCAGCAACAACAACAACAUCAACAGCAAUCCCAAAUGCAUCCCCUACACAAUAUUAUAACUGUUUCCACUCAGGGAUUGAUGCAUUUGAAUGCCAAUACCACCAUAUCGCCCAUUACACCACCAUUGCCAGGACCAGCAGCUGGAGCAACUGCCUCCACAGCUCCGCCACCGCCAGCUAACUUACCCUACGGUGCUGGAGUUUAUGGUGGUAAGAAUCAUGGUGGCAAAUAUCAUCAUCAAAUGCCCAUAAAGGAAUCGAAAUAUUCACCGGCGGCGCGUCAUGGCCAACAUGCGCAAUUGACGCCAACGCCAACCUCGUCAUCUUCCCAUAUGGCCAAUUUAUAUGGGCCAACUGGUCCUGGCGUUGGUUCUGCCAGUUCUGCCAAUGCUAAUCCUCCUCCUCCAGCAGCAGCAGCAGCAGCAAAUGAUUUAAGCUAUGGUCAACGUCGUCGGGGUACAGUGAGUGCCUCGUCCUAUGAGCAUUUUAUGGUUCAACAGCAACAACAGCAGCAACAACAUGCCCUUAUGUUGGCCGCUGCCGCCCAUGCGGCGCAGCGGCAACAGAUGCGAACCGAGGAACAGCCACAACCACAACAACAUCGUCUGCCGCAGCAUCAUUUGCUACAUCAUCAACAGCAACAACAACAACAACAUCAUUCUCAUCCAGCUCAUCAUCAUCCCAACGAAUUCAAGACACCAGCUGAGAAUCUACAACUUCAACGUUCCAGCUCACGUGAGCAAUUGAUGUUGGUGGAACAACAACAGGCCCCACCAUCCCAUAUCGAAUUGUUGCCACGUUCGAGUUCGGCGAAUUCCUUGGAUUAUGGCUCUAAUGCCUCCUCAACGGGUGGUGGCUACCGUGUGCGUCCACCCAGCCGACCGAGUUCAAAUUCCUCACAACCGGACUACACACAAGUAUCACCAGCCAAAAUGGCCUUACGUCGUCAUCUCUCGCAAGAGAAGCUAAAUCAACCACCGCAGGCCACAUCGACACCGCCAACGGGGCAGCAGACGCCUUCUUCUGGUGGUGGCAAAACCAUAGGUGAUCUGGUCAAUGGUGAGAUUGAGCGUACUCUGGAGAUUUCCCAACAGAGCAUUAUCAAUGUGGCCGUCAAUAUGAGCACAACGGGUGUGGGAGCAGCAGCCGCAGCCCAUUUCAUGGAUCGGGCAUUCCCCAAUGAACGUCUGCUCAUCAAUCUGAAUGCUCAGAGGCCGGAGCGUGUAAAUAUUAGGCCCAUACAGGACGAUCAUCAUGCCGGAGGAUCAUCUACUGACCAGCCCACCAAUUACAGCCAACAGCAACAGCAGCAGCAACAGGCGACAGCAUCAGGCAGUAAUUUGGCUACCCUAGCUCAUGUGGCUUAUGCACAGAAAUCACAGAGACCCAUGUCGACAUCAUCAGCAUCCGCAUCGGCAAUUAAUCCAUCGCGUUCUGGACGAGAUUAUCAGCCAGUGGCUUUGCCACGUGCUGAAAUGAAGGGAUGCAUUGAGGCCUAUUUCCAUGAGGAGCAACAGCAACAGCAGCAACAACAAAAGACCAAGAAUGCUGCGGUUGGAGGAGUUGGUAGAGCAUCGCGUUUAAAUGGAGCCAAUCCGCCUCUGGAGGGUCUAGCCGCUUCUCUGCAAGAUCAUGUGCGAGCCAGGAAAUACAAAGAGGAGAAUGAAGAGCGUCAACGGAGGGCGGCGGCAGCUGCCUCAUCGUCCUCUGCAAACGCCGCAUCUUCUUCAUCCUCGUCUGGUGGAGGGCCAUCAACUGAGUUAAAUCCACAUUAUGCUCAUCAGGCACCCCCUGCCCAUACCUAUCUGCACAUGCAGCAGCAGCAGCAGCAGCAUCAUCAGCCAAAUUCACAUCAACAUUUAAAUGGAACACCGCACAAAGUCGAAAUUGGCAUUAAGCGUACAUCUCCGCUGGCUCCGCACCAGCAACCACCUCGUCCAGCCAAAUUGGCACACUUUGAAACCCAGCAGCAGCAACCACAUCUUUAUGCCAAUGGACAAGUGGUGUUGCCGCCACCGCCAGCAGCACAUGAAGCAACCACAACUCCCUCGCCCACACCUUCAUCAUCGUCGUCGUCGUGUGGUGCUGGUGGAGGAGGAGGAGGCAGACGAAGUAAACUUUUGAUAGAUCCACCGUUGUUAAUGAGUCCAGAGAUAAAUUCAUUGAUGGUCGAUGAGCGAUCAUUGCCACUGUCGGUGCAUCAUAAUCAUCAACAGCAGCAGCAGCAACAACAUCUACACCAUAAUCAUCAUCAUCCACAUGCACAUCAAGUGGCACAGCAGCAGCAGCAAGCACAUCGUUUGCCACUCCAUGGACAAGCAACUUUAAACAUGAAUGCAACACGUGGCAACAGCAGCAGCAGCAGCAGCAGCAGUAACAACAAUAAUAAUGCGAAUGCCGCCGAUGAUGAUGAUGUUAUAGCUGCCGAUGAUGAGUCACAUUGGCAACAUCGUGUCAGCUCUGGUUUCGAUCGUUUAGUGGCCUUCGCCAGCACCGAAUUGGACAAGACGAGGCGUAGCAUUGAUGGCGAUACAGUUCCGGCUUCGAUUAGCUGCAACACAUCACCGGAUUCGGGAAUUACCACACACAGUAGCAGCAAUUCGGAUGCAGCGCGUACAUUUCUGUCCACCUCAUCGAGUUCGUCGCAAUUGGAGCUGCCGCCAAGCAGUGGCAGCAGCAGCAGCAAUCAAAGUCUGUACAACAGCCAACAGGCCCACAAUCAGCAGCAGCAUCUUCAUCAUGGGGCGCAGCAAUUGGCCCAGCCUCAGUUGCCACAGCCUCACCAUUUGAAUGCUGCCGAUCAUUUGAGUGACAGUAGCAUGAAAUCCACAGCCUCAUCCUCUCUGGCAGCCGGUACUUCGUUGAAGACCAUCUCGCCGGUGGAUCCGAGUGCCAUUGAGUCGCCGCCGCUCUCUGAUGUCGGUUUGCCACGUACACCCAGUCCCAGUGCGGUCAGCGUGGCCACGCCUCCACCAAUUGCCGCCAAUGCUGGACCGCCGCAGACUAUGCCAAUGGCCAAUGAGUUGCGUAUACCAUUGAAAUAUCAACGUAAAUCGAAAAUCGGUUCCGAGAAGCAUUAUAAGAAAAAGUUUUGUGAACGCAACUGGGAAUACGAUUGUGAGGAUGAAUUGCUUGCAUAUUCCAAUUUAAGUGCUCCAGCCACAGCAGCAGAUGCAGCCGGCAAUGGUCCAGGUGUUAUGGAUUCUAGCGGCGGUGGUGGAGGAGGAGGGUUGAAUGCAAAUCCAAAGUCUGGUAAAUCACCCAAGGAUAAAUCAUCACCACAUCAACAACAACAACACCAGCAGCAGCAACAUCAUCACAAAUCAUCGAAAUUUAGGCCCAAAGGCAAAGAUUGGGAUUGGUCAUUGGAUAGUCGCAGUCAGACGGGCGAACUAAUGCCAACUCCAAACACAACGUCUGGCAGUCACAAUAACAACAGCAGCUCUGCAACAACAACGAGUAAUUGAAUUAAAACA
Molecule: messenger RNA, 8010 nt
Organism: Drosophila willistoni
Lineage: Eukaryota; Metazoa; Arthropoda; Insecta; Diptera; Drosophilidae
Gene: gpp
Product: histone-lysine N-methyltransferase, H3 lysine-79 specific
Exons: 8
Coding region: 1006-8001 (2331 amino acids)
Biological process (GO): regulation of transcription regulatory region DNA binding; DNA damage checkpoint signaling; DNA repair
Cellular component (GO): nucleus
Molecular function (GO): histone H3K79 methyltransferase activity
Source: RefSeq, a predicted model, not a curated record